Engraulis encrasicolus (European anchovy) is the source of this 6361-nucleotide messenger RNA. Its product is annotated as tyrosine-protein kinase receptor UFO. Gene Ontology annotation, molecular function: ATP binding; transmembrane receptor protein tyrosine kinase activity; protein binding. Gene Ontology annotation, biological process: multicellular organism development; nervous system development; positive regulation of kinase activity. NCBI's taxonomy places the organism in Eukaryota, Metazoa, Chordata, Actinopteri, Clupeiformes, Engraulidae. The record is from RefSeq and is a predicted model, not a curated record. The transcript has 20 exons. Bases 641 to 3574 code for a protein of 977 amino acids. Gene Ontology annotation, cellular component: signaling receptor complex; plasma membrane.
GGGAGAGAGCCGGGCUGAAGUAGCCUACUGAUGGGAGAAGCUUUAGGAUUGGAGAGGAUUCAGCACAGGGACGGGACGGCAACCGAGAGACCGCAGGAAAUACUGGUUUAAAAAUACACCGAGAACUCCAGAAAUAACUCAAGGAGGAACUUUGAAUGGUAGCCGAAUAAUUUUGCUUCGUUUGUUGUCAUUUCUGUCCAUGCAUCUGUGUUUGUUAGACUGCAAACACAGCUACGGAUUUUACCAAGAAGUUUUUCCCUCUUUUGGAAUUCGAUUAGAAAAGUUCCAAAUUGGAAACAGAAGGGCAGCUACCCAAAGGACGGACAGCUUGGUUGGACAGUUACAGCAAGAAACACGAGCCCGGAGUCCUUAUAUCGUGGAAAACUAAAAGAAAAACGUACAAGAAAGUUUUCCAAAGAAAAGGACAUCUUAACCAUCAGUGCCGAACCGCGGCACUGCAACCAUACCUGCGCACAGCAAUCACAACGAAACUUUCAGCUUUGUUUUUGAGCGGGAUCGUUAUGGACAUUGGGGAGAUGCGGUGAUAUUUGUUUUACAACUUAGUCCGUGAAGUUUAGGUACACACACAAGAAAAAACAAACUCAAACGUUUGGUCCUUGUGGAUCAAUAUCGAGGAAGAAUGAAGACUGGAUCUGAGAUUACGCUGCUGUUAAGCGUCUUGCUGAAUGCGCUGAACUUCGCGAGUGCAGAAACAUGGACAGGGCUUCGCUUUGUGAAGAGCCCCAGCAACAUCACCUCAUCCCUGGGCAAGCCGGUGACUCUGCAGUGCAACCUGCAGGGGCAGGGAGGGGACGACAGCCCGCCCGACGUGCUCUGGUUCCAGGAGGACACCUUGCUUGAGGUGGCCGACACCAACCAGAUUCAACUGCAGGUGGACGAGGACACUUGGGUCGUCAUCAGCACUCUCAGUAUUGAGGAGGUGCAGCUGCCAGACAUGGGUGCCUAUCGCUGUGGUGUGAUGGAUGAAGCGGAGCUCACUUUGUCUUACAAGGGACACAUUCAACUGGAGGGUCUUCCUCACUUCUCUGUGGAGCCCAUCCACAUGUCCGUGGUGGCCAACGUGAGCGUGUCUCUGCUGUGUGUAGCCCACGGCCCCCCGGAGCCCGUGGACAUCAUCUGGCUCCAGGACGGAGCCCCUCUCAACUCGCUGCACGACCCCAUGUCCAGAUCGCCCUCCUACCUCAACCUCACUGGUUUGAACAGAACGAGCUCAUUCUCGUGUGAAGCUCACAACCGUAAGGGCGUGGCCUCCUCUGGAUCAGGCACUGUAACAGUACUUCCUGCUCAGCCGGUGGACAUCAGGGCCUUAGAGGUGACCAACUCCAGCCUCCAUAUCACCUGGGAGCCUGGCUUUGGUGGCGUGUACCCCAUCACCUUGUGCUCUGUCCAGGCGAGGAUCCCGGGCCCUGACCCUGACACAGGCAUCCUGAUCCACAACCAGAAUGUGAACACCCCUCCGGCCGUCCACACCAUAGCGGACCUGGCUCCCUUCAGCACCUACGAGGUGCGCGUGGCCUGCCAGACCAGCCAGGGGGUGUCCGAGUGGGCACCGUGGGUGCCCCUGGACACGGCCGAAGGAGUUCCUUACACCCCUCCGGUGAAUGUGACUGCUGUGUUGAAUGGCUCGGAGAUCCUGGUGCGAUGGGCGGGGCCAGUGGGCCCCAUCAAUGGAAACCUAUUGGGUUACCUCAUGGAGUACAGGAAUCACAACAACAGCUGGGAGCUACACGACUCCGGAUUGGACACUGAGCUGUCCAUCAACGUGACUGAUUCCCUAUCAAACAUCUCGCUGCGCGUGUGCGCUUACACGGGGGCGGGGCAAGGCCCCUGGAGUCCGCUACAGAUUGUCACUCGCAUUGCAGAAGUCAGCCCACUGAAAGCCAGAGACAAGGGCCCGGCAGCCUUCUCUUGGCACUGGUGGUACGUUGUCAUGGCGAUCGCGGUUGCCGUGGCACUGGCAGUUCUGAUGGCCAUCUAUGUGGCCCGCCUACGCAAGAAGGAGACACGCUUCGGUGAGGCGUUUGAGCCUAUGAUGGAGAGUGGAGAGCUGGUGGUGAGGUACCGCGCCAGACGCACCUACAGCCGGAGGACCACCGAGGCCACUCUGAAUACUCUGGGCAUCAGUGAUGAGCUGAAGCAGAAACUACAGGACGUGAUGGUGGACAGACAUAAACUUACCCUGGGAAAGACCCUGGGAGAGGGUGAGUUUGGCUCCGUCAUGGAGGGCCUGUUGACUCAGGAAGACUCCGUGCUCAAGGUGGCCGUCAAGACCAUGAAGAUCGCUAUCUGCACGCGUACGGAGAUGGAGGACUUCCUGAGGGAGGCGGCCUGCAUGAAGGAGUUCGACCACCAGAACGUCAUGAGGCUCCUAGGUGUCUGUCUUCAGACGGUGGAGAGUGAAGGCUAUCCCUCCCCGGUGGUGAUCCUGCCUUACAUGAAGCACGGUGACCUGCACAGCUAUCUGCUCUACUCAAGACUAGGAGACUGCCCAGUGUAUCUUCCUUCCCAGAUGUUGGUGAAAUUUAUGACAGACAUCGCCCGGGGGAUGGAGUAUCUGAGCAGCAAGAAUUUCAUUCACAGGGAUUUGGCUGCACGCAACUGCAUGUUGAAUGAGAACAUGAACGUGUGCGUGGCCGACUUUGGCCUGUCCAAGAAGAUCUACAACGGCGACUACUACCGGCAAGGACGCAUCUCCAAGAUGCCCGUCAAAUGGAUCGCCAUCGAGAGCCUGGCGGACCGCGUCUACACCACCAAGAGCGAUGUGUGGUCGUUUGGCGUGACCAUGUGGGAGAUCGCCACGCGAGGCCAGACGCCGUACCCAGGCGUGGAGAACAGUGAGAUUUACGACUACCUGCGGCAGGGCAACCGCCUCAAGCAGCCCCCAGACUGCCUGGACAGCAUUUACUCCCUGAUGUUCUCCUGCUGGCUCCUGAGCCCUAAGGACCGGCCCAGCUUCGAGGUCCUCUGCUGCGAGCUGGAGAAGAUCCUGGACGAGCUGCCCGACCCUCAAGACCCUGACGAGAUCCUCUACGUCAACAUGGAGGAGUCCAGCGGCGAGAUCGGCGCCGUCGGCGGCCGCGACCCCAGCUGUCCCCUUGGCUUGGGUCUCGGCGGUGGCGGGCUCUUCGGCGGCAGCGGCCUUGGCGGUGGCAGCAGCAUCGUUGACCGUCUGUCCAUGCCACCCUUGAAGGACUCCGUGGCCACGGUGGAGAUCCACCAGCCCAGCCACCACCACCACCAUCCCCAUCACCAGCCCAACCGCUAUGUCCUCUGCCCGCAGCAUGAGACCCAGCCGCCACAACGCCACCUGUUGACCAGCGCCGACUCGCUGGACUCGCUCCAUCUGCCGUCCUGCCAUCCUCCCCUGGGCGGAGCGCCUUCCUGCUCCACCGGCUGCUCCAACUCGGCCUCCCCCACCCCCACACUCCAGCUGCAGCCGUCCGAGCGCUCCAGCCCCGUGCCGCCGCUGGACAUUGACGACGAUGACGAUAACGAUGACGGUGAGGUGUUUACUACGGGACCUGCCGCUGUCAGAAGAGUACCAUGGCAAUGACAUUUUUCGACCCUUUUUUUGAACUUGUUUGAAAAACAAAACAAAAUGGCCCUUUCGUGGCCACAGUAUUUUAAGUCCACUUUACCCUCCACCCAUGCUUCCCUACAAAAACAAGCACGCCGAACCCCUGGCUUAUUACAAGGGGUGUGAUAUGUGUUUUGAAAUCUGCCACAAGAAAGUGUUCAUGUGCAAGGCUGCCCCCUAGUGGCGAUGAGACUGAGAUGACCCAACACCCCAGCCUGCAGUGUGUUUUUUUCUUUCUUUCAUUCUCUUUGUGUACAAGCACAUUGGGAUAUCUUCCCCGACCACACACAACACUUCCAUGAAAGCAUUCCAACAACAACAACAACAAGGCACUACCUAUUUAAAACUCUUAAUGAGAUUGUUCAAGUUGAACACGUGGAAGCAAAAUGAUAUUUUUUCUUAACCCCCUUUUCUUUGGUGUGCUGUUUCUCGCACGGCCUAAUCAAGAUGACCUUUGCACCACCAUUGACUGCCAUGAUUCCCAUUAGCGUAUGUGUUUGCCAGCCGAGCACCUGGCUAGUUGACUAGCACACUUUGAAGGUUGUGAUAGGCCAUAGUACACUUGAAUUAGAAAGAUAGAUAGACAACAGCCACAGAACAAUCAGUCCAUUAUGCCUUUGCCGUACUCAUCCCCACUAAACAUACAUACAUGUGCCUAAGACUAAGUAUGGUAGAAUUACUAUCAUUGACACCACUGCCUAUCAAGUCCACAACCCCAACUAUUGCCUAAUACUCAGGAGGUACUAUGUGUCUGUGAAGAUUCUCAUUCAUCCACAUGUCCAGCAAAGUCACUGCCAGCAAAGAACUCUGUUGUGCUGUAUCACAUGGCUCAAAUGUUCAUUGAACAAGCAUUCCGGCAGCCCCCAGAGACCAUCAGCAUAAAAUAAUGCUUGAGAUGACACCUCUGGUAGCCAUUUUGUGGAGAACUGCCAUUUGCAGUUUGCAUGGGUUGUAAGGACUAUAUAGAGUGAGGAGGGAUGACCUUAGAAAGACCCCUUAGAUUAGAAGGUCUAGCCUGCAAGUGUGCACUUCUGCAACACACACACACACACACACACACACACACACACACACACACACACACACACACACACACACACACACACACACACACACACACACACACACACACACACACACACACACACACACAUACACACACGGACACACACACGGACACACACCAUAAAGCAGAAGUGAAACGGGACACACUCCACCAUCGCAGAGGAAGAACAAGGAGCAGAAGUGCACAGCCGGCUGCUGUUGUUGACUUCAGUCACAUGCCUCGCGUUGUCGCAGGAGCAAAACAAGCUAAAUGGGGUUUCAGUCACAAGCACAUCUCUGACUUCUGGUUGCCUUCUUCUUUAUGUUGGCGAGGUGUUGCUGUUCAAGAGAGAAAGUGAACUGAAAGAGACUUUGAAGAAGAGGAGCUGCAAAAAACUGCCUCACAGGCUAUUUUUUUUUUCUUCCCAAGUAGCAGAUCGAAAGUGUUAUGUGUCGUUUGUAUCGUUGCGCAAGUGUGGAGGUUUUUCAGGGGAAAAUUCCCUGCUUCCUGAUGUAAUUGUCUGCCUUAGGGACAAAACUUUUCCCAUUUUUAUUCUUCUAUCCUACUUCACCCUAACUCCGACCCACUCCUCACCCCCCCUGACACUCUCACAUCCACCCCCACCCUCCGUCAUUCCCAUGACCUCACCCCUCCAGCGACGCCUCACGCAGCUCCAAGAAUGGAGUUGGUGGAGGGUGUGGUGCGGGGUGUCUGAAUAACAAACCCCCUCCACACCCUCAGUAGAGGGUUGCCAUGCCAACGGGGUUCCAAUGGCAGACAGAGGCCAGGCUUGACAGACAAUUCCUCAUGUGAACGAGAGGACAGGAAGGGCAGUGAAAAGCAAACAAACAAACAACAAAUCAAGUAAACAAGCAAAGUAAACAAAUAAGAGAGAAAGGCCUGGUCAAGGUGGCUCAAGGUGCCGAAGCUUAUUGUCAUUGGGGAGAGGGUUCGUUAGAAACUUUUGACGGCACACAAAAAAGAACUCACGUGAUGUCUGUUGCACACUAUGCUGCCUUCUUUGUCUUGCUCAUCCUUCAGCAGUGAGGUUGUAACAUCAAAACUCCACACCCAGAGAAGCCUCUUAAAACCUUGAGGGGUUAUCUGCCGUUCUUCGGCGAAGAGAACUGCAUGAUGAGUAUGGAAGAUGGUGAAUAUGAACUGCAGGAGUGAGGAUGGACUCAUUUUCCACUGUUAUGGAGACAUUGGGUUGUGGGAAGGAUGUUCAUUCUUUCUGUUUCUGUAUCUUGAGUCGUGCAUUAGGUCUCGUCCUGGGCCCUUAGGUCCUGCCCCAAGCACACAGUGUUAAUGUGUAUAAGUCUUUGUGUGUGUGUGUGUGUGUGCGUGUGUGUGUGUGCGUGUGUGUGUGUGUGUGUGUGUGUGUGUGUGUGUGCGCGCGCGCACUCGCGUGAAUGCGUGCGUGCGUGUGCGUGUGUGUGUGUGUGUGUGUGUGUGUGCAUGCAUGCGUGCUUGCCUGUGUGUCUGUAAACUUUGCACUAAUAUCUUGUAUGUUUUUUGUAACAUUCUUUGUAUUUUUAUGUUUCAAUGUUUGUAUCUUUGUAUGUAACUGCCAGUGAAUUCUAGCAAAAUUUUACACAAGGAGAAUCUGAAUGGUAUUUUUUAUAUAAAACAAUAUGGAUACAAUUGAUAUUAUCUAAAGGUUAUUAACCUUACAUACAAAAAAAUAUAAUAAAUAGAACAGACAUAAUAAUUUGGGG